This is a messenger RNA of Choloepus didactylus (southern two-toed sloth), 1802 nucleotides long. RefSeq names its product galactoside alpha-(1,2)-fucosyltransferase 2-like. The transcript has 3 exons. The record is from RefSeq and is a predicted model, not a curated record. Gene Ontology annotation, biological process: carbohydrate metabolic process. Lineage: Eukaryota; Metazoa; Chordata; Mammalia; Pilosa; Megalonychidae. Gene Ontology annotation, cellular component: membrane. Bases 612 to 1685 code for a protein of 357 amino acids. Gene Ontology annotation, molecular function: galactoside 2-alpha-L-fucosyltransferase activity.
AGAGUGGGGCUUUGGUGGCUAAAUCCCGGAAUUACAAUAAAGGUGGCGAGUUGGGGGAAGGCAAGUCCACGGACUUUAGUGGGUGUAGUCAGAAGGUGUCAGGAGUGGGGCCCUGGAGAAGGAGGGGUAUUGUCCUUGCUGGGACUUGAGAAUAGGAAGGGAGCUCCACCCUCUAAGCCUGACGGUACUAGUGGCCAGAUUCUGAUGGGAGAGAGGAGAGAUCUGGAGUCCUAGGCCAUUGAGGAAAGUAGCUGGAGGUGGCCUCCUAGAUUUGUGGGUGUCUACGGGAGCCGUGCCCCCACCCCCACCUGAAUCAUGGGGAGAGGGGAGAGGAGCUGAGCCUCAAAUGUCUGGGCCCAGAAGGGAGGCAGAAGGGGGCUGAGAUUGGCAGGAUAAGGCAAGGGUCCCUUCCAUUCAACCAGUUCUCCUUUCUCUUUCUGUCUCCAGGAUGCCACCCCUUCCCUCAGAGAUGUAAGGCUGUAGGAGAUGGUCAGUGAAACUCUGCAAGCCCAAGAACAUGGGGGAACAGCAGAUACAGGAAGGGACCCCUGCCAGCCUUGCCGCCCGGGGACCUGAGCGCUGUCACCCCCGAGGGGCCUCUCGGCAGCCGCAUGGAGCCUGCAGAUGGACAGCCCGGACAGCCCCGGGCCGGGAGGCCUAGGAGGUUCACAGCAGCCAUCGGGCGAUUCUGGGCUGCGCGCCCUCCCUUUGCCGGCGUCUACUUCCUCUUCGUCAUCUUCGUGGCAUCGGCCAUCUUCCACUGCCACCAGCACCUGGCCCUGCUGCCGUCCCCCUGGGCCUCUCCGGCCCAUGUGGUCUUGGUCCCCGGUCACCUCCCCGGUGGGGGCAUGUGGACGGUCAACGUGCAAGGGCGCCUGGGGAACCAGAUGGGCGAGUACGCCACGCUGUACGCGCUGGCCAAGCUGAACGGGCGGCCGGCCUCCAUCCCGGCCCGGACGCACAGCACGCUCGCGCCCAUCUUCAGGAUCACCCUCCCCGUCCUGCACAGCACCGCGGCCAGCCGGAUCCGCUGGAGGAACUACCCCCUGAACGACUGGAUGGAGGAAGAGUACCGCCACAUCCCAGGCGAGUACGUCCGCCUCACGGGCUACCCCUGCUCCUGGACCUUCUACCACCACCUGCGCCCCGAGAUCCUCCAGGAGUUCACCCUGCACGACUGCGUGCGGGAGGAGGCCCAGGCCUUCCUGCGGGGGCUCCGGGUGAACGGGAGCCGGCCGGGCACCUUCGUGGGGGUCCAUGUCCGCCGGGGGGACUACGUCCACGUCAUGCCGCGGGUGUGGAAGGGCGUGGUGGCCGACCGGGGGUACCUGCAAGAGGCCCUGGGCUGGUUCCGGGCCCGCCACCGCUCCCCGGUCUUCGUGGUCAGCAGCGACGACAUGGCCUGGUGUCGGGAGAACAUCGACGCCUCCCGUGGAGACGUGGCCUUUGCUGGCAGCGGCCUCCAGGGCUCGCCAGCGCGGGACCUGGCGCUGCUCACUCAGUGCAACCACACGGUCAUGACCAUCGGCACCUUUGGCUUCUGGGCCGCCUACCUGGCUGGCGGGGACACCGUCUACCUGGCCAACUUCACCCGGCUUGGCUCCCACUUCCGCAGGGUCUUCCGGGCCCAGGCAGCCUUCCUGCCCGAGUGGGUGGGCAUUGCCGCCAACCUGGGGCCGGCCUGAGUCGACAGCCUCCUGCCCGCACCAGCCCCUCGGGUUUGCCGCCUGAGACAUGGCCGUGCUGCAGCUGCCACCCCAGCCCUCCUUGGGGAACGCGGCACAUACCUUCCCAGGUGCAAU